AUCGAGCCAAUACGACUAAAUUUGGUAUCCACGGGGAAAAUACUAAGUGAUGCAAGCCGUGAACGUGAUACACCGUCUGUACUGGGCGCCCCAAAUGCGGAUUGUCCGCCUCCACCAGCUCCUCUACACUGUGAAGGUUCAAUACGCCGACUGCAGCAUGCGUUUCAAUCGUCAGCAAGUAGCAGUGGCGGAUCGUCCUCCAGCCUUGAGCAGUUGCCAUUUGCCAAUGAAAAUUGUGGAACAAUCAAAUCGAAAAGCAAUACUGCACGAAUGACACCGGCAAGUAUGUCACAGCCGCAAACGCCACGAAAAACAUUGCCUAUGACGAUAUCGGAUUGCUCAACGUCCAACUGUGAAAAACCUGUCCAUGCAGUGGGCCCAAAUGGUAACGUAUUGUCGGACAUUGGCUAUAUGCUACAGAAUCUGACAGAUGAAUUGGAUGCGAUAGGGGCGCCUUUCUUGAAACGAUGUCGCUUUGAAUCAGCGGAGUGCAACGACCCAUAUUAUAGAACUGAUUACAGAUGUCUCAGAGCAGAACGAUUUGAAUUGUCACCCAAAAAAGUGGCUCGAAUUACACCCUUCGCUGCGAAGCGAAUUGAGAAAAUACCUUGA
Molecule: messenger RNA, 612 nt
Organism: Haemonchus placei
Lineage: Eukaryota; Metazoa; Nematoda; Chromadorea; Rhabditida; Trichostrongylidae
Source: the annotation of a GenBank genome assembly